AUGGCUUCGAACCCGCCUGGACAAUGCUGCACUGUUGGCGUUAAGCAUGAAGGUGACACCGUCGGCAAGGCCGUUCGAGUCGCUGGCAAGCACGACGCUUAUCUCGCAACUCCGCCCGCCGACAAGGCCCAUCAGGGCGCCGGCAUUCUGAUUAUUCCGGACGUCAUUGGGAUCUGGCAGAAUAGCAAGCUUAUUGCCGAUCAAUUCGCCGCCAACGGAUACCUGACACUCAUGAUCGACGUGUACAAUGGCGACGCGCUCUCCCUCACCAACCGCCCCGCCGGUUUCAACCUCUUUGACUGGAUCGCCAAGGGCUCCGACGGCAAGAACCCACACACAACUGAGGCUAUUGACCCCAUUGUGCUUGAUGGGAUCAAGGCACUGAAGGAGGAAUACGGGAUCCAGAAGAUUGGCGGCGUGGGCUACUGCUUUGGGGCCAAGUACGUCAUCCGGCACUACAAGGACGGUAUCGCCGCCGGUUACGUCGCCCACCCGUCCUUUGUCGACGAGGAGGAGCUCGCAGCCAUCUCGGGCCCGCUGGCCAUUUCGGCCGCUGAGACCGACAGCAUCUUCCCCGCCGAGAAGCGCCACCGGUCCGAGGUGAUCCUCAAGGAGGCUGGCAAGCCAUACCAGAUCAACCUCUUCUCGCAGGUCGAGCAUGGGUUCGCCGUUCGCUGUGAUACGUCCGUCAAGGUGCAGAAGUUUGCCAAGGAGCAGGCCUUCCUGCAGGCCGUUAACUGGUUUGACGAGCAUCUUCUGUAG
Molecule: messenger RNA, 762 nt
Organism: Chaetomium globosum CBS 148.51
Lineage: Eukaryota; Fungi; Ascomycota; Sordariomycetes; Sordariales; Chaetomiaceae
Product: dienelactone hydrolase
Exons: 3
Coding region: 1-762 (253 amino acids)
Molecular function (GO): hydrolase activity
Source: RefSeq, a predicted model, not a curated record